AUGGCUUCAUCUCGAAUUGACUCUCUGGCGACUGCUAUCGCUGCAUCAGCUCAGGAGCUACGGACUCUUUUAGCUGAGCAUGAUCUCGAGGAACCGUCCUUUUCCAUGAAUUACCCAACAUCGGUGAAAUUCCCACCGGCAUUAGACGAAGCUCGAAAUAAUCUUCUUCAUGCAGCUUGUGAGAUUCACGAUCUUCUCCUCGAUCCGGCAGAUCUUCUGCGCUCAUAUGCCGCGCAUGCCAACCUAGUCUCGCUACAUUUUAUUCAGCAAUUCAACAUUGCCAAUCUCGUACCCAUUUCCGAUGGGGCGAUGAUUACCUUUGCGGCUUUGGCGGAACAAUGCAGACUACCUGAAGGAGAUGUUCGGCGCCUCUUGCGUCACGCAAUGACAAUCCGUGUGUUCGCCGAACCUCGCCCAAAUGAAGUGGUACAUACGAGAGCCAGCAUGCUUCUCCGUGAAGAAGGCAUUCACGGCUGGAUUGGGUCAACCUGCGAGAACAGUUGGCCUGGCGCGACUAGAACAAUCGAAUCCUUGAAACGAUUUCCAGGCUCCUCGGAUCCUACUCAAUCUGGCUUCGCUCUUGCAAAUGACAAUCUAGCUCUCUACAGCGCACUAGCUCAAUCCCCGGAAAGGGCUGCCACUUUCGCUGCUAGCAAGCGUGGUUACGCCUCUGGAUCCUCAUUUGGUCCCGCGGCCUUCCUCGAAGCGUCUCGUUCAUCCUUCCAAUCACUCCCUCAGGGCUCCCUUUUCGUCGAUGUCGGUGGUGCCCAUGGAACCAUCUCGUUGGCUGCCGCACAAAUCUACCCACACCUCCACUACAUUGUCCAGGAUCUCCCCGAGGUGAUUGAGCAGGCGUCACAAAAUCCAAACGGCUCGCCAGAGAACGUAGAGUUUCAAGUGCAUGAUUUUUUUAUCCCUCAACAGCUUCGCGGUGUCGCCGUGUUCUAUUUAAGACAUGUCUUACAUAACUGGGGUGAUGCCCAUGCAAUCAAUAUCCUGAAGAGUUUAGUGCCUGCAAUGGGCCGAGGCACGCGCGUGCUGAUUCAUGAUCAUGUCUUGGAUCACAGAGAGAAUCCGAUGUGGAAGAGACGACAGGAUACUGCCAUGGAUAUCAACAUGUUAGUUUUAUUGAAUGCGAGGGAAAGAGACGAGGCUAUGUGGCGGACGUUGCUGCGAGAUGCAGAUCCAAGAUUCAAGUGGGUGGGGGUAGAAAAGCCAGCCGGUAGCACUUUGGCAGUGAUAGAGGCAGUGUGGGAGGAUUUCAAUGAGAUCUCAGAGUAA
Molecule: messenger RNA, 1281 nt
Organism: Penicillium angulare
Lineage: Eukaryota; Fungi; Ascomycota; Eurotiomycetes; Eurotiales; Aspergillaceae
Product: Sterigmatocystin 8-O-methyltransferase
Exons: 4
Coding region: 1-1281 (426 amino acids)
Molecular function (GO): O-methyltransferase activity
Source: RefSeq, a predicted model, not a curated record